CGUCACUAAAUGGUGCAACAAAGCAGAACACACGUGCUAUGAUAGUGCGCGUUACUGUACAAGUAAAUUCCCUGAGCUGUGGUUGUGUGUGUGGGUGUGUGUGUCUGUGUAUGUGUGUGUGUGUGUUCGGGAACGCCAGCGGUCACACAGAACACCAGUCAACCUUAUUCAGUCAAUGUAGCAGCUUUGCGCCAGGACCGGAGAGAGUCUGAGACAAACGAAAGCCAGAAAGGGAAAGGGUGGGCAUAUGACAGCCUCUUUAGUACUCAACCCUCGCUGGCCAGGGGAAACGGUAAUGUUUGUGUAUGACAACAACGUGGACGACUUGAACAAGAACAUGGAGGGGCUGGUAGGCAGCGGCAACUUUGCCGCGGCUACUGCAGCGAGUCAGUGCCGCAACAUCAUGGCGCAUUCAGCGGCCGCCGCUGCUCUUGGAGGCCACCCGUCUAGCCUGGUGCACUCUUCAGGUGGGUAUUCCACAGUGGAUGUGUCCGCUUCUGGCUCCGGUGAAACCGCUGCCUCUUCAGGGAAGCAAUGUGCGGCGGGACCGUGUCCGGCGGCGUCUGUGCCGCACCAGAGCUCCUCGGCCGCAACCGCGUUACCUUACAGCUACUUUGGUAACGGUUACUACCCGUGCAGGAUGGGUCGGGGUCCUCUUAAGUCAUGCACUCAAACGGCCGGAGCCGCACUCAGUUCGCAGUACAUGGACACAGCGGUGAGCUCAGACGAAUACCCGAACCACCGGGCCAAAGAGUUCGCCUUUUACCAUGGCUAUGCCAGCCCGUACCAGUCGAUGGCCAGCUACCUGGACGUGUCAGUGGUCCAAACGCUGGGCACCGGGGAACCGCGCCAUGACACCCUGCUCCCCAUGGACAGCUACCAGCCCUGGGCUCUGACCAACGCCUGGGGAGGACAAAUGUACUGCUCCAAGGAUCAGGGACAGGCCGGCCACCUCUGGAAGUCCGCUCUGGCUGAUGUGGUGGCGCACCAGCACGACGGCUCGUCUUUCCGCCGAGGCAGGAAGAAGCGGAUACCUUACACCAAGGUCCAGCUCAAAGAGCUGGAGAAAGAGUAUGCAGCCAACAAGUUCAUCACCAAGGACAAGAGGAGGAAGAUCUCGGCUGUGACCAACCUGUCAGAACGACAGAUUACCAUCUGGUUCCAGAACAGGAGGGUGAAGGAGAAGAAAUUCGUGGCCAAAGUGAAGAACAGCACGCCGUAGCAUACAGGUCACUGUUCUUUGGACGAUUUAAGACGAACUGACAAAAAUAACAGAAAAUGGGAAAAAUAAAGAAAUUGAACGUGGUGCGUCUGCCGGACUGGAACUGCGUGUGAGUCCGUGUGCGUCAACAGAUGGAGGAGGAAGGACACAUAAGAAUACUUAACCAAAGCCCUCUGAUAAACCUGCCGAGAGGCAUUCUGUAAAUACAGAACUUUCCUGACUGCUUUGAUAUGUCUGUCUACUGUGUAUCUUUCACUGUUUCAGUAUUGUCCGUGCCAAGUAGUCUAUAGCAUAACUAUUAUGCUCUCCAUACUGUUUAUAUCGCAUGUAA
This is a messenger RNA of Archocentrus centrarchus (flier cichlid), 1553 nucleotides long. RefSeq names its product homeobox B13a (gene hoxb13a). Gene Ontology annotation, molecular function: DNA binding; DNA-binding transcription factor activity, RNA polymerase II-specific. Bases 248 to 1222 code for a protein of 324 amino acids. The transcript has 2 exons. The record is from RefSeq and is a predicted model, not a curated record. Lineage: Eukaryota; Metazoa; Chordata; Actinopteri; Cichliformes; Cichlidae. Gene Ontology annotation, biological process: regulation of DNA-templated transcription.